AUGGAUCCAUUCCAUGCGAAAUUGCAACAGGAUAGCAGCACCAUGACUUCUCCUCGCGAACUUCUAUCCGAAGACCUUGAGUAUUGUAAAGUUGCUCAAUCACUGAAAGAUAUACUUCAGAACGGUGAUCGCCUCCGCAGUACAACGUCUAUUGGAAAAGUGCUAGACAGGCUCAAGUCCUCGUCAGAUGCAACUCAAUUUCAGGAUACGCUCAAUCAAGCUUUGCAGUACGCCGUGCUGAAGUUUCCCAAUGAGCUUGGUACAAUCAAGUAUCUGAUCAAACUCGGCGCGAACCCAGGGCAUUCCUUUUGCGAUGUCAUUAAGUUCAAACGAGCUACCUGGAGAUAUUUUCGUCCCAACUCUGAAGAUUACGAAGAGACCCAUCACUGGGACAAAGGGCCCGCCGAUGAAAGUGACUCUGAUGAUGAACACAACUCUAACGAUGGGAGCAGCUCAACUAAUAAAAGAAAGAAAAUUUAUGAAAGGAAUAAGAAAGACUGUUACACUCUCUAUGAAAAAUAUGACAGACAGCAAGGAAAAGUUCCCUAUAUGAGCGAAAACACGACAGCUAUCGACAUUGCCGCCUUUGUGGGUGAUGUGGAAUACACGAAAGAACUUCAAAAGGCUGCCUUGGAGCGAGAGCAAGAAGAUUCCAAGGAAACUAGAAGCAAUCCCUUAGUAAUCGCGGCCUGGCUAGGAAAUAUUGAAGUCGUAAAAGUGCUUCUACAGCAAGAAGAGGAAGAAAAGCAAAUCACCUAUUACAGCAUGGACAUGACGCCUGUCUAUGCGGCUGCAACACGAGGUCAUCACGAGAUACUGAAAAUUUUGCUCGCGGGGAAAGAACAGAAGCGACACUGGAAAAUCUUUGUAACACCUUAUACUAAUCCAUCGGGUCCCGCUCUUUGUGCUGCUUCUCGACAUGGCCACAAGGACGUUGCCGAGCUUCUUCUUCAGAACGGUGCUUGUAUUAAUCCAGACUGUGAUCCAACGGAAACUCCUUUGUCAUAUGCCAUGAUGAAUGAGCAACUUGCGAUGAUGGACUUUUUGCUCGAUAACGGGGCUAUAUGGAAUCCUGACCUAUUGGUGUCAGAUGAGUCUGAUCUCAGCGACACAGCGUUGAAUCAUAUCAUAGACCGCCUAAAGAAGAAACCCACAGCGGAAUCCCUAUACGCCGCCUUUUGUGUUACGUGUGCUACCUCGAAUGCGAAUGCUACAUCUGCAGUCCAGAUAAUGCUGGAGGAUCAAGACGUCAUAUCGGGUUUACGAAGCGUAAACUUACAAGGCCCAGACUCUGGAUGUUCUAUGAAAGUAGGGCCUCUCAAUAUAGCUCUAAAACACAGCAAUAAAGAGCUUACUGAGGUGCUGCUAGACGCAAAGAUUCCGGCCAUUUGUCGAAGCGGUAUUCUUCAGACCUUGCUCGAGUCAGAAGUGAUGACCGAGGGUGGCGCGGACCAGGAAGCCUGGCAGAGAGCUGGUUUAGCUCACUGUGGCUCGAUAUCGGGAAAAUCGUCGAUCAUCGUGAACAGAGCCGAGGUGACUGUUGGAGUACCCGCCCUAGCUUUGUAA
Penicillium diatomitis is the source of this 1566-nucleotide messenger RNA. Its product is annotated as ankyrin repeat domain-containing protein. The record is from RefSeq and is a predicted model, not a curated record. The transcript has 2 exons. Gene Ontology annotation, molecular function: protein binding. NCBI's taxonomy places the organism in Eukaryota, Fungi, Ascomycota, Eurotiomycetes, Eurotiales, Aspergillaceae. Bases 1 to 1566 code for a protein of 521 amino acids.